UGUCCCCUUCGACGUACCGUAGUGUUAUUGUACUGCAUCAUCAUGAAGAUGACGGAGGCAAAGGAGAAAAGCAAACUAACCGUGGAAGAUGUACAGAAACUUGUCAAAAAGAAAGAUGAAAUCGAAGAACAGAUCAAAGCAUAUUAUGAUGUCCUUGAAGAUCAGGAUGGCGUUGGGAUGGAAGGGGCUCUUGUGGAUGUAGAAGGCUUCCCGCGAGCAGACUUGGACUUGUAUCAGAUCAGGACAGCCAGACACAGCAUUUCGUGUCUGCAGAACGACCACAAAGCUGUAAUGGUGGAGAUCGAGGAUGCGCUGCACCGGCUGCAUGCGCACGAGCGCGCGAAGCGGGAGCGCGACCAGCAGGAGGCGCAAGAGGAGGCCAUGGAGCAGGAGGUGACGCUGCCCCCUGCCUUCGCAAGAGUCGACCACGUCACCGCAGGCUCACCCGCCAGCCAAGCUGGGUUACGAGUUGGAGAUCAGAUUAUUCAGUUUGGCUCCGUCAACCCGGGAAACUUCCAGAACCUCCAGAACAUCGCCUCUGUGGUACAGCACAGCGAAGGGAAGUCCCUCAGCGUUGCUGUGGUGAGGAAUGGCGAGAGGGUUGCCAUGAGCCUGGUGCCUCAGCGCUGGUCAGGCCGAGGCCUUCUGGGGUGCAACAUUCAGCCCAUUCUCAGAUGAGCGCAGACAACAAGAUGACAUCCCCACAAGAAGAUAACAGGACUGCUGACCACACACACAUCUGACAACAAUUUGACAAUAACUUCUCUCACAGUGUACAUAUUUUCACAUUUUCAUAUUUUUUUGUUAUAUUGAUUAUGACUACUCUUAUUUUUCCCUCCCAGUGUGAUUCAGCGUGUACUUGUCUAAGUACUAAGAUUGGUAAUGCAUUUGCUGGAAAUUGUACCUAAUAGAAUUAAAAUUCCUGAAAUAUCAAACUUUGUAAUAUUUAAACAAUUGGCGAGUAAAAGGUUUUUCAUUUGCCUGA
Molecule: messenger RNA, 985 nt
Organism: Engraulis encrasicolus (European anchovy)
Lineage: Eukaryota; Metazoa; Chordata; Actinopteri; Clupeiformes; Engraulidae
Gene: psmd9
Product: proteasome 26S subunit, non-ATPase 9
Exons: 6
Coding region: 43-678 (211 amino acids)
Biological process (GO): proteasome regulatory particle assembly
Cellular component (GO): cytoplasm; nucleus
Molecular function (GO): protein binding
Source: RefSeq, a predicted model, not a curated record